This is a messenger RNA of Eriocheir sinensis (Chinese mitten crab), 827 nucleotides long. RefSeq names its product salivary glue protein Sgs-3-like. The record is from RefSeq and is a predicted model, not a curated record. Bases 352 to 816 code for a protein of 154 amino acids. The transcript has 3 exons. NCBI's taxonomy places the organism in Eukaryota, Metazoa, Arthropoda, Malacostraca, Decapoda, Varunidae.
ACAGGACGAGGGGCCAAAACAUCACACGUUUGCAGCACUUUACACGGCCAAUGACCCCUCCCAUAUCAUCCACACCCCAUAAAACAAAGGAAGAGAGACUAAUACACAUCCUGCCCUCCCCCCAGCCCUACACGUGGCCCCUGGAGGCAGCAAACCCCAUGAGAAGGAAGGAUGAGUGGGCUGGAGAGGUGUGGCAAGGAGACGCCAUCGUGAUGUAAACAUUGGGAACAAAGAGGUGACUGCCCCUUCCCGUCUUCUUAUUUGACCUGAUUUGACCGCUCACGCUCCUCCUGGACGGUCAAAUUCUCCUCCUGGGGAUGCCAAGGGCCGGAGAAAAGCCGCCCGUCUGUUAUGGCCAGAGGUGGAAGCGUGCCUAGCCAGGAAGACACACCGCACGCCACGCCCACCGCCACCGCCGCCGCCGCCACCACCAUUACUCGCACCACCACCACCUCCACCAUCACUUCCAUCACCACUACCACCACCGCUCCGACACGUAAGCCCCUCCGUCACUCAGCGUCCUGUGAAAGCACCCGCAGUGAGGAGGGUCGCAAGCGCCACGGGAUCAAGAAGAGUGACUCGCUUGGGGUCGGCAGCAAGUGGCCGUGUCAUGCCUGCCGCUUCCUCAACCUUGCCUCCACCGACCAGUGUGUGAUCUGCGCGCAAUGGAGGACUCGACAGUCGUCCCACCUUGGGUCAGGCCUUCAUCGAUGGUCAUACGUUGGUCCCACAACAGCAACAACAGGUCAGCAGGGAACCCCCAAGGCAGCUUCUAACACCUCAAAAGACAAGUGGAUAUGUCGCAACUGCAAGUGAGUGUACGUGCG